This is a messenger RNA of Antechinus flavipes (yellow-footed antechinus), 5269 nucleotides long. RefSeq names its product coiled-coil domain containing 3 (gene CCDC3). NCBI's taxonomy places the organism in Eukaryota, Metazoa, Chordata, Mammalia, Dasyuromorphia, Dasyuridae. The coding region runs from base 404 to 1231 and encodes 275 amino acids. Gene Ontology annotation, cellular component: extracellular region. Gene Ontology annotation, biological process: negative regulation of gene expression. The record is from RefSeq and is a predicted model, not a curated record. The transcript is spliced from 3 exons.
GAGGCGGGGUAGCCAGGUCCUGGCGACCCUUUUAAAGCGAUAGGACAGGGGAUGGAUUGGGUUGAGGCGGAGCGACUCCAGCCGAGUGUGGAGGGGCCAGCUCUGUGAAUUGACGGAGAAAGAGCCAAGAGACGAGCGGGACUCAUAGGCAGAGCGCGUCCAGCUGUGGGCUCAUCCGCAGUGGCUCUGACCAAAGAGGGGGAGCGCGAGCCCCUCCUUUCUCCAGUCUGGGUCAGCCCCACGCUCCCUCUGCCCUCUUGUCCCUGGUCCCCAACAUGCGCACACACUAGCAUGCCCACUGUCAGCUAAAUCUGCGCUUGAAGAGAGGGGCGAGCCACAGCGCGGGACUCGGGGAAACUUUGGGGACCGGGGAGCGCGCGCUGUAGGCGCUCCCACCUCCGCGAUGCUGCCCGCCCUGCUCCUUGCCCUGGUCUGCCUGGGCGACCAGCUCAGCCCGAGCCUGGGCUGCCAGCUGCCCUCCGACUGGAGACCCCUGAGCGAGAGCUGCCGGGCGGAGCUGGCCGAGAUCAUCGUGUACGCCAAGGUGCUGGCGCUGCACCAGGAGAUGUACAGCCUCUACAACUACCUGCCGUGGCAGUACGAAGCCGCCUCCGAGGGAGGGCUCUUCUACUCCGCCGAGAUCGAGAUGCUGUGCGACCAGGCGUGGGGGAGCAUGCUGGAGGUGCCCGCAGGUUCCAGGCUCAACCUCACCGGCCUGGGCUAUUUCUCCUGCCACUCCCAUACCGUGGUACAGGAUUACUCCUACUUCUUCUUCCUCAGGAUGGAUGAAAAUUAUAAUCUCUUGCCUCAUGGAGUCAAUUUCCAGGAUGCCAUCUUUCCAGACACUCAAGAGAACAGAAGAAUGUUUUCCAGUCUCUUCCAGUUUUCCAACUGUACUCAUGGACAGCAGCCUGUGACUUUCUCCAGUGACUGGGAAAUCCAGGAGGACAACAGACUCAUGUGUUCAUCAGUACAGAAGGCUCUCUUUGAGGAGGAAGACCAUGUGAAGAAGCUGCAGCAGAAAGUGGCCACCCUUGAGAAACGGAACAAACAGCUUCGAGAUAGGGUGAAGAAGGUCAAGAGAUCCUUGCGCCAAGCGAAGAAGAACAGCCGUCGCAUGGAGCUGAUGAACCGCAAACUUACUGAGAAGCUGUCCUCCCCAGGGGGUCAGAUUCCUCAUAUCAACUCCCUCAAACAAGAGCACUCUCAUGCUGGCUACCUUAAAGUGUAACUCAAGACACUGUACACAAAAGACCAGUCCUUUUGUGAUUUGGCCUCUUAAAUUGUCACCAUUGGGAGCUAGAAAGGUUGCUGGGCAGCCUCAAGUUAGUGGAGCUUGGGUAUCACACUUUUGUAUCAAAGGGGCAUUGAAAAUUAGGGUAGUUUAUAUAUGUAUAUAUUUUUAAAUCCCAUAGAAGAUAUUUUUAUUACACCUUUGGUAUAGCCUAAUUAUCCUCAGAAUACAGAAUUAGCCCUACUUGUGGGUUGCUGGACUUCCUCUCCUCAAUUCAGUUCAAUUAAAUACACAUUUAUUAAGCAUCUGUUAUGUACAAGGUACAUAAAUACCAGGAAGAUGACAGUGAAAAAUGACAUUCUAUGCUCUCAGAGUUAAUAAUGCACACAACUAACUAUAAUACAAGUUAAAAUAUGAUCAAGUAUAUGGGAGAUCUAAAAAAAGAAAAGUAUGAAAGAUUCAGAAAAGAACAGAUCACUUUUAACUGGGAAGAAUCAGGAGAGAUUAUGGAAUAAGAAGUUCUUGAGUUCAGUUUUGAAGGAAAAUAAUUUUUUCUUUUUUCUUUCUCCUUUCUUUCCCUUCCUCCUUCUUUCUCUUUUCUUCCUGCAUUCCUCUUUCCCUGCUUUUUCCCUUCCUCCCUUCCUUCCUUCCUUCUUUCCUUUUUUCUUUUCUUCCUCUCUCCCUUCCUUCCUUCCUUCCUUCCUUCCUUCCUUCCUUCCUUCCUUCCUUCCUUCCUUCCUUCCUUCUUUUCUCCCCUCUUUCCUUCCUUCCUCUGCUCUUUCCUUCCUUCUUCCCCUUUUUCCUUCCUUCCUCCCCUCUUUCUUUCUCUCCUUCCUGCUCUUCCCCUUUCUCUUACUCUUUUCCUUUCUCUUUUUUGAAAUUGGAUUUCCCUAUCUUGCUUAGGCUGAAAGUAUAGCAGUUCUUCAUUAUCCUGAUCCCAAUACCUAUCAGCAUAGACAUCAUAUUUAUGUUUGACUUAUCAAGGAAACUAGACCAGAUUUAACCCUCCUUCUGAAGCUCAGAACUCUCAAACCCAAUUGAUUUCCAAGCUCAGUCUCUUCAACAGCACAGACUAUGGGUAUUAACCACUCUUUCUGGAGAAAAUGAUUUCAGUUAGCAGAGAUGGAGAAAAGGGCAUCCAUUCUGAGCAUGGAUGAUAAUGAUGAUGAUGAAAAUACUUUUCAUCAGAUGCUUUUCUGUGUAUAUGGCUUUCCUGUCAUUGUCUAGUCACGUUGAAGGCAGAAUGGAUUUCUACAGUCCUCUGAGACACAGGCAAACAAAAUCCCAGGCAUAAAUGCAUACUUUCAGAUCUUGCCUCAAGUUCUACUGCAACCCACAUAUAGAAUUAAUUACUUUUCUUUUUAAACCUGAAACUGAGGAUGUACACUUAUUGGGGAAGUGGUUAGAAUGGAUUUGUGAGCAGGACUAAUUAGCAUCUGUGAUUGCUUCUAGCAGAGAUUCUGGGAAGUAUAUUUCACAAUCUCUAGACUAACCAAAAAAAAAAAAAAAUCAGGAUAAUGAGUCUCAUUCUUAACUCAGAGAAGAAUCAAUGUGCUUCCUUGAUCAAAAGAUUGCACUUUGAGUUUUAGAUUCCACUAUGACCUUAACUUGUCAUUGGCCAGGCUAGAUACACUGUUCUAGGCACCAGGAAUAGAAAAACAAGUAUUAACUAGUCCCUGCCCUCAGGGUGUCAGGAAUCAUGGCACAUACUGUAUAUUUUUUGACAAGUACAUCUAAAUUCACUUGUAUUUAGGGAGAAGCAAUAACAGCUUGCAAGGGGGAUUCAGGGAAGUUGGUAUUUGAAUUGAAGUUAAGGAUUCUGGGAGGCUCAUAGAAGGAUGGAGUAAAUUUUGGUAUGGGGGAUAACUUUUGUAAUUGAACAGAGUAUAUGCAUCCUGGUGCCUAAUUUUCUCACCCUUUAAGUAGAAGAUUAAACAUAUUUAAGUCCCUAUGUCCUGUGCCUACAAUUACAUACACAAACACCCUCAUAUCAUUUCAUAGCAGUAAGAUUCUUUCUUUCUGAAUUUUCACUAAAAUUUAAUGAUUCCACUACAGGUAAGGGAGUAAGCAGAGGAGAUGGGUGAAUAGUUGACAGAGAUUAACUACAGGUGAGUUCUAAUAUCAGUUGCUUUGAGCUGAAGAUACCUGUACUAAUCUAGGGGUGCAUGAGUAUGUCAUAAGAGUUAAGACCCCUUAUUGAACCAUAACUUUGAAAUCAGUGAUUGAGGCAGCAGAACAGAUUAAGAGAGUUAUGAAGACUUGGGGUCAAGUCUCACCUGCCAUAUAGUGUGGUUAUCUAGUGCUGGACAACUCACCACCUCUCAGUACCUCUGCUUGGUCGAUUGGGUUUUGUCCUUAAUUCUCAAAGAGAACCAAAAUGAUAUCACUAUGUUGGGGUCAAGGUGCAGUGUGUCCAAGUGUGACUGAUUAGACCAAUACAAACUCAGAAGUACCUACUGCAGGUUGGACACAAAUAUCUAUGACUAUUUGGAGUGGAGAUCCCUCUAAGUUUGUGCAUCUCAAUCCUGCUUGGCUCAUAGGGCACAGUGCCUUCUUUGAUGUGGCCAUGCCAUGCUGGGCAGUCCUGUGCCAAUGUACUCUUUACAGUGCUGUAAGACUCCAAAUGACAGAAAGAUGCGGAUCUGCCUUGGUAGUGAAAGUCCUUUUAUUAGGAGUUUCCUACACUGAUGAAAUCAUAAGUCUGCUAAAACAAUAACAAUUUGUUGUUGUUCAGUCAUUUUUCAAUAUAUCUGACUCUUAGUGGUCUCGUUUGGGGUUUGGCAAAGAUACAAGACUGGCUUAUCAUUUCCUUCUCCAGUUCAUUGUACAGAUGAGGAAACUGAGGUAAAUGAUUAAGUGAUGUGCCUAGGUUACACAGCUAGUAAGUAUCUGAGCCCAGGUUUGAACUCAGAAAGAUGAGUCUUUCUGAUUAGAGAUCAGCACUCUCUAUCCACUGCACCGAGCUACUCAGCAAUAACAAAAACAACAAAAUCACAGUCUUUCCAUUUAUGAAUUCUAUAUAACCUGGCUCCAUUUAGUGCAGUGUUCUAUGUGCCCCCAAUUUAGAGAUCAGAUGACAACAUCUUUGGGACUUCAUUCUGUUUUUAUUUGCUUUGUGGGGAUUCUUCCUUUCAAUGAAAAGAAGUGAACUAACCCAGUAGCAUCCACUUAGGCUCGAGAUGGUCUUUUCCAUCAUAGUAAAGUAUCAGUUCCCACUCUAUUCCUGUUCUGAGGAUUUUUGUGUGAGAAUUUUCAUUCCUUGAUGACUGCUACUAGAUAUAUUCACACAUCCAUUUGAAAUGUCCUUCAAUAUCCACAUAAGAUCAUAUUAUAUGUCUCCCCAGAGGGCUAAUUACUGCUGGUGAACUCAAGUAUUUUUUACAUUUCUAUGAUUUUAUUCAUUCAAUUUCUUUGCCUGAAAAAUGCCUGAAUUACUAGAUAAUGAGGGGCUGACUUUAUGCAUAUUUGAUAAAGUUUCCAUUAUGCUGUUAAAAUGCAAGACUUAUAGCUGAUUCUUGGUCAUUGUUUGAGUAUUUGACCUUACCAUGCAUGUGUCUUCUUCAGCCCUUGGUUAUGUCACUGAUGGAAGUUAUGAGAUAAAUUACUUGCUAUCACAAGAAAAAUUCUGUCUCCUGGACAACACAUAGUCUUUUUCAUUCUAAAUGAAAAUUGCAAUGGGAAUUCCAUUCUCUGGAGUAUUGUUCACAUGCAGAUAUAGUCAAGUGCCUCUAAGCCGCAUUCAGCCAGCACUCUGGACUAUAACAAUGGAAUCACUUCUUCCCACAAGACUAGCCAAAACUUUUCUCAGUAUUCAUCAUUCAAUUCAGUUUCCUCUAUAGGACAAACACUCUCAAAAGUCAGUUGAAGGGUUUUAGGUUCCCAUUACUUUAUCUUUUUUCUUCUUGGGGACAUUAUAUUAAAUGACUGAAACUCAUGGAUGGUUUUUAGCAGUUGCUUGAUGAGGUAUGGAUGUAGGGACCUAAUAGAUACUUGGUAUUUUGUGCUUUUUUUCAAUAAAUAUAUACAGUAAUUACA